UGACAGGGAUAAGUUGGAUGGGAGCAGUUGGAAAAGAAGAGAGAGGCAACAAAUCAGAGGGAACACAUAUAGAGAUUGUUAAAAAAUACCUAAAAGAGUGCCACAGUGGAUCCUGCAAACAGGCAUGAAUAAUCGCUCUAUCACCUGGUGGCUGAGACAGAUCGGCCUGCCACAGUACACCAAGACCCUAGAGAGUGAAUAUUAUGGUCUGGAGGGUUUGCUGUAUGUAACGGAUGGAGGGCUGAAAGAUGCUGGGAUAGAAAAUGCAGCACACAGAGAAAUAAUCCUCAUUCAGCUUUCAAGAGAUCGACAGAGGCUGGACCCGCUUUCUGCUUCAUUUUUACCAGACAAAUAUGGGAAUGAUUAUCAGAUUGUGAAGGGCAGAGUCAGUCGAAAUUACUCCGUGGGAUCAUCAUCGGACCUGCCAAAGGAUCUGUUUCGUCAGAGUGUUCUUCCCCGUCUCCAUCGUGCGGACAAGAAACACCGUUUGUCCGCUUCCUGCUCGCAGCUCCGCCCUCUGGACGAGGACAACGCUCUUAGUCAUGAGGGCAAACACAGCAAGAGGAAGAGUAUCAGUGCAUACUUCAGCCACCUGAAGAUGUUUGGCGGUCGGAAAGAGAUGGAGAUUUUGAAGAAGGAGUUUGAAGAGGAGCUGAAACUGAGCACAGAAGAUCUGAGGAGCCAUGCAUGGUACCACGGACCGCUGACCCGGGAGGGUGCAGAAUCUCUGUUUGAGAGGGACGGGGACUUCCUCGUCCGAGACUCAAUGUCCGCUCCUGGAGACUGUGUUCUAAGCUGCUGCUGGAAGAAUAGUCCGCAGCACUUUAAGAUAAUAAAAGUGGUUCUUCGGCCUAAAAAGGGAUACUCCCGGGAGCUGUUCCAGUUUGAGGACGAUCGCUUCGACAACAUUCCUGCUCUGAUCCGAUUUUAUGUGGGCGGGCGCCGACCCAUCUCACAGGCUUCAGGGGCCAUCAUCUUCCACCCGAUCAAUCGGACCCUUCCUCUGCGUGUCAUCGGUGAGCGUCAAACAGAGCCUAAAAACAACAGCAGCACUAAAGGCAGAGGAGGAGAAAACCAGUCUGGGAGCAGCAAAAGAUGCAGCUUGAGUUCCUCCCAAAAGGGCACGCUGCAGGUCAUCAAUCCCCUGCUAAGGAGUGGAAGCCAGCCUGCUAACUUGGAGAAUGUUGGACGAAGGCCUUCGCUUCAGUCUGCGCAGUCUGACAGCAAUCUACGAACUGGAGCACCAGAGACCACCCAGCCAGAAGACACAGGCCCCGACCCCAUUUCUCCUGUGUUUCGCACAGGCAGCGAACCCCUGCUGAGCCCAAGAACACAUCAGACGCGGCCCUCCCAUCCAGGUGGUGGGGAAACUUUGCGAGGUUCAGAUGGGCAACUGCAUUCCAGAGCUCCUCCUAAGCCUCUCAGGGUCUCUACUGUCUUCUCCAACGCCACACCUCCUCCUUCCACAGACCCAGAUGAAGACCCCUCAUCAUUCUACAGCGAGCUUGUCAUACAGGUCCCUCGGUCUCAGAGGAAAGGCCAUGUGGACCGACUGCGAGCAGAGGAGAAGUGGCAGAGCCGUGCACAUCUCACAGAGACUUCCUUUGGGUUUUUGGAGGCAGAGAACAACGGAACAUCCUCACAUCUGCUGUUUGAAAAAGAGCUCCAGAGGAAAGCAGCAGAGGAAGGGAGAGACUGGCAUUUUGAACAGCCACAAAUAGAGACAUCAUCCUGUUUUCAGUUGGACCAGUUCAAGUCGCUGCUCUUGCCAGACCACAACAGGCCUCUGGAGUCUAAUGUUCUGCUCACAAUCAAAGAGCUCUUCAGCCGUUCAGAUGCCAAAACUCUUGCUUUGCACAUGCUCAGUGUUGACUGUCAGGUAGCACGCAUCGUCGGUGUGACUGAUGAGCAGAAGAGGAUUAUGGGAGUGAAUUCAGGAUUGGAGCUUGUUACUCUGCCACAUGGACACCAGUUACGACAGGAUUUGAUGGAAAGGCAUCAUCUGAUAACUCUGGGUGUGGCUGUAGACAUACUGGGCUGCACGGGGACUGUGAACCAGAGAGCAACAGUUUUACACAAAGUAAUCCUGUUGGCUGAGGCCCUGAAAGAAAACGUGCACAACCUUUUCUCCUUCUCAGCUGUUAUGAAGGCUCUGGAAAUGUCCCAGAUAGUGCGGCUGGAGAUGACAUGGAGAGCGCUGAGGAGGAACCACACAGCAAGUGCAGUUUUGUAUGAGAAGAAACUCAAACCCUUCAUGAACUCGCUGAUCGAAGGAGAUGGUUCUGUAGUCCAGGGUCCCAUUGCUGUGCCGCACCUGGUUCCUCUUGUUAUGGUGAUGGAGGGUGAGGACCCAGUGGAAAAUGGUGAGCGGGGCUGUGAGGUGCUGUACAACGUCCUCCAGGCAGCUCGCAGUGCUGCCUUGCACUCUCAGGAUCACCAGAAGCACGCAGAGUCUCUGCUCACAGGCUGGGAGCCGGUCCCUGAGCUGUUGGAGGCUUUGCGGACAGAGUUCGCCCUGCGGCUGUUCUGGGGUCAGCAAGGAGCGGUUGCUGACAAAAAGGAGCGAUACGAGAAGUUUGACAAGAUCCUUUGUGUUCUUUCCGAUAAACUGGAACCUGUGGAGGUCACUCCACAACAGCCAGGGGCUUUAACCUAAACCAGUUUCUCCAGGAGGAAGCUGGCAGCCGGGCUUCUACAUAAGUGGAAAAAGGGAAUAACAAUGUUCUAACUGAGCCUUGAUUUGUUUAGAAAUGGAGGAUAUCGCGGUUAUGAGAUCUUUACUUGGUGAGACGAGAGACUAUUUGUAAAGUUUGUGAGAUGACUACUUAAUUUUAACUGGAGCAUGUGAGCAAAUGUUUGCUGUGAAAGCUUGGUUUAUUAAAAGUAUUUUAUUACUUGAGAUUUUAAUGGAGUAACUUGAACAUUUUCCAAUUGAGCUUUUGAUCCUGUUGCCACUGAGCUGCUUUUGUUUGGGAUUUCAUUGUAAAUAAUGUUUUUACAUUUUGGGGUUUGCGUUGUAAUAAAAUUCUUUACUUUAAAA
Molecule: messenger RNA, 3040 nt
Organism: Girardinichthys multiradiatus
Lineage: Eukaryota; Metazoa; Chordata; Actinopteri; Cyprinodontiformes; Goodeidae
Gene: sh2d3a
Product: SH2 domain containing 3A
Exons: 20
Coding region: 125-2656 (843 amino acids)
Biological process (GO): small GTPase-mediated signal transduction; positive regulation of peptidyl-serine phosphorylation
Molecular function (GO): guanyl-nucleotide exchange factor activity; phosphotyrosine residue binding
Source: RefSeq, a predicted model, not a curated record